This is a messenger RNA of Sphaeramia orbicularis (orbiculate cardinalfish), 2586 nucleotides long. RefSeq names its product D-glutamate cyclase (gene dglucy). The transcript is spliced from 15 exons. Lineage: Eukaryota; Metazoa; Chordata; Actinopteri; Kurtiformes; Apogonidae. The record is from RefSeq and is a predicted model, not a curated record. Gene Ontology annotation, molecular function: D-glutamate cyclase activity. Bases 143 to 2056 code for a protein of 637 amino acids. Gene Ontology annotation, biological process: glutamate metabolic process.
CUCCGGGCUAAUGAUAAAGCUAAGGGUCACAAAGAAUAUGCGUCCGCUAAAGAUAUAUGGAUAAAAGCACUGUCCAAGUCCAAGUGGUAAAACCUCUAACCAUCCAGUCUGCGGUUGUAACUCACGAAGUGAAAGGUGAAGCAUGCUAGCAGCUGUCAGAGCCACUACGCGGGUCUGUAUGAGAAGUAUCUCGUCUCUCACAAACUCAGGAUACCAGCAGGCUAAUGUAGUCGUCCUCCCCCGUAGCUUGGCUGAUGACUUUGACACAUUCUGUAAAAGAAACUCGGCUCCCCUGCCCCUGCUCUAUCGCAGCCAACCAGGAGAAACGUCCUGUCCACCACUUUGUAGAGAUGCUGACAUAAGAACAGACAUCUCUCAGUAUUGUGUGUUUGAAAAGGGCCAGAUGGUGAAAACUGUGUCCAGUCUUCAGAGUUACAUCACUCAGACAAAGUCUCCAUCAGAGCAGUCCGCCGUGCAGGAUGGCCCUGGGACAGACAUGGUCUCUUUCUAUCUGGGCUGCAGCUUUGGCUUUGAGAGCAGACUGAAGAAAGCUGGAGUUCCUGUCAGGAACUUGGAGCAGGGCAAAAACAUCAGCAUGUAUCGAACUACAGUGCCGUGUGUUCAAGCAGGAGUGUUUAGCUGCCCCCUGGUUGUCACUAUGCGCCCUGUUCCUACUGACAAGCUGGAUGCAGCAGUGGAAGUGACUCACCUCAAUCCACUCGCACAUGGAGCUCCUAUACACAUAGGAGACCCAGCUCUGCUGGGCAUACAAGACCUGUGCAAACCAGACUAUGGGGAGGCAGUGGAGCAGCAGCCUGGUGAUGUUCCAGUCUUCUGGGCUUGUGGAGUGACUGCUAUAGAGGCCAUACGCAGCAACAAGCCUUCCUUAGCAUUCAGCCACUCUCCAGGCUGCAUGUUCCUGACUGAUAUCCCGGACACCACCUCUUCAUCUCCCAUAACCCCGCCAUCUGACAGCAUGGACCCUUCAUCCAUCAUCCUCAACCCUGAGCUGACCCCCCUGAGUUUUCUGGUGUCCGACAAUCCCCUGUUCUAUAGCUUAGCAUCUCGGAGGACAGUGGAGAAGAUCCGACAGCUGGAGACGAUUAUUGGAGAGGACCCAGGUGAGCGAGGGAUCAGAGCUUUAUUCAUUCAAGAUGAACUCCUGCGCUCCUGUCUGGCCCUCUCCCACUCCUCCUCUGUUGCCAUAACAACUGGUUUCCCCACACAUUACAUGCACAACCCUCCUGAUGAGACAGACGGCCCACCUGGAGCCAUCGCCAUGGCGAACAUGCUGCUGUCAAUGGGGAAGCAGGUGACACUGGUGACUGACCGGAGAGCAGUGGAGAUGAACCAGGCUAUUAUCGAUGAGGCUGUGAGGGAAGGUGUGCUGACUGAUACCAUCCCAUUGGUCACCUUUGAAAACAACAGCCCAGACUCAGCACUGAAGUUCCUGUGUCACAACGGGGACAUCAACAAACCCAGGUAUGACCACCUUGUGGCGAUAGAGCGCAGUGGAAGAGCUACAGAUGGAAAUUACUACAACAUGAGAGAAAUAAACAUCAAACAUCUAGUGGAUCCCAUCGAUGACCUGUUUAUCGCUGCCAAGGAUAUACCAGGAAUCAUUACAACAGGAAUCGGUGAUGGUGGUAAUGAGUUGGGGAUGGGCAAAGUGAAGGACAGGGUGAAGAGCCUGAUGCCCAAAGGGGACGUCAUAGCCUGUGAUGUCCCUGCAGAUUUUGCCAUCACAGCAGGCGUCUCGAACUGGGGAGGAUAUGCAGUAGCCUGUGGGCUCUACCUGCUCCUCACAUGCCCCUCCCACCAGCGCUACUUAAAGAAAGGCCUUGGACUGAACCGAGCCGUACCACAAGACCAGCUGCAGAAGUGGAGAGCUGGUCUGCCCUCUGUGGACAAGGAGGAGUCGAUCUUGUCCACACUGGUGCGUUUUGGGAUUCGAAGUGGGAAAACUGGUCACCUGGCCAUGGAGGUGGAUGGUUUAACCUUUCAUCCCACACACUCUGGAAUCAUCACCCGACUGCUGGAAGCCACACUAGACUAGACUGCCACUCUCCGUUGUCAUCAGUAGACAUACAUUUCACAAAGGUGAUGUCAGUGACUGAGUUAUUGACGUAGAUGACAUUAAUUAGCUGUGAUCGCUCAUUCAGCUCCGGAGCUUCACAGAGAAACACUGAAAAUCAGAAGCACACAUACAAUUAACAGACCACCUGGCAACAUUCUGCUUCCUCUCUAUUCACGUUGUUAAAAGGAAGUGUGAGAGAAUUUUAAGAUCAGAAUGAGAGUGGAUUGAGAGCAGGGUUUUCGACGCUGCCCUGGUUACCUUUCAGUCGUCUUCCUUGACUACAGAGACGAGAGUAAAAAAGCUUUUCUCUGUUUUUUUCUCAGUUUGGCUCUUUUCUGCUAGACCCAGUGAUGAAUAAAUCAUGUCUAUCAUUCUAUUCUAUUCAAGAACUGAUCUAUUUGAAAAUAAACUUUCCAAAGGAACACAUAUGUGACAAAAAGGCAUAUUCAAUGUCUUGACAAAUGUUAAGCAAAUGGAAAACGCAGCAUGCGUAUUGCAAGAAAGACAGA